GAAACAACGAUAAUGUUUAUUGCUGCGCUUGCCGUCUUUGUGUGCACCACCUACGCUCAGUACCCUCCACCACCUCCUUAUCCCCCGAAACCAAGCCCGCCAUACGAUGGAAAUUCAGGAGCGUCAAUGUCAGCCGGUAGUUUUUCAUCAAGUUACUACCCGAAACCACCGUAUGGACCUACUUAUUACCCUGAACACCCGGCUUUCCAUGAAUUUCUCUAUCCUCGCCGUCAUUACUCGAGAAGCUCACCGAGUAGUAGAGAAUACUACUGCGACUACUGUCCUCGGGUGAAGUUGUCAUGCAAGAAUUCACCGGAAUGUUUCAAACCCACAGUCAAAUAUCUACAGCAUCAUUGCAAGGCAAUUGUUACAUGCGAUUCAUUCGGCGAAGAUGUACAACUGUUGACCAAUGACAAUGAAGUUCUCAGUGAAGGUUUGGGAAUCAGCAAAUUGAUCCAAUGCAAGCGUGGAAAGUGGACCGCAAAGGAUAUCUUUGAUAGUAACGUCAGGUUCAAAGGUCUUCGUUGCGUCAAAACUGCUCCAAACGAAUAA
Angiostrongylus costaricensis is the source of this 552-nucleotide messenger RNA. The record is from the annotation of a GenBank genome assembly. NCBI's taxonomy places the organism in Eukaryota, Metazoa, Nematoda, Chromadorea, Rhabditida, Metastrongylidae.